AUGUCCCGGUUUUUGGACCUUCCGAGAGAACUGCGUUUGAUGGUUUACGACCGCAUCCCUUGCGUAAACAGUCAUCUGACCAUAUCAAGAUGCGACUGGUCCUUCUUCAUCAAGAAACAGCCUCUUCAUAGAGACCGGGACGCCAUACAUGGAGAUGCGGACUCAAACAAACCCAUAGUCCUUAUCGUGCAAGCUCCUCCCCCGUCGAUCCUUACUACAUGUCGGACUGUUUAUCAUGAAGCCUUAUCUAUCAUUUCCAAGGGAAGAAGGCUACCUAUAAUCACUUCAUUGAAGAUCAUGUGUAGCCCAGACUUUCUGGAUGUUUUCUCACAGCAAGACGGUCUUCUUGACAUCAUCCUCAAUUGGACGACGACUUCUGGGGGCAUUUCCAACCAUCACAAUGAGACAAUCCAUGAUUGGCUGCUGGGCACCAACCUGGUGACGGCAAAUGAUACACAGAACCCACAAUACGCAACCCUCAUCCACAUAAUCGACCAAGUAAAGCAAAACCUUAGCUCCCGCCAAGCACUUCCCAUUGAGGUCUCACUGCUCGACCAUAACAUACACAUGUUCGAGCAAUUCAUGGAGAUUUUCUACUGGCGAGCUAUGGAGAUGAACGGCAAAGCUACGGUCAAAGUGGGAAUGGCUGGACAACAGUACCUGGACAAUCCCAAGAACCUGAAAAGAUGGGAAGAUACUUUGAGCUACGUCUCGCGGGACUUGGAUGACGCUAUGGAUAUGCGAAGCCUUGUAUAUGGGAAUACAGGUGGAAUGAAAGUGCUGAGAGCACCACGGAUGAUGGGUUCCGCAAAGACCACGUGGGAUGAUGACUGGGAGAAACAAGCAUAA
Messenger RNA from Ascochyta rabiei, 849 nucleotides. RefSeq lists its product as uncharacterized. NCBI's taxonomy places the organism in Eukaryota, Fungi, Ascomycota, Dothideomycetes, Pleosporales, Didymellaceae. The record is from RefSeq and is a predicted model, not a curated record. Bases 1 to 849 code for a protein of 282 amino acids. The transcript has a single exon.